GCGUUUUCCGAUUCACCGAUUCGAUGUCACUCGUACGUUGUUUAUCCCUCAGGUCGGCGCUUAACGCUCCUCGUUACCGAUCCUCUUAUGCUUGUCUCGUCCCUCUUCAGACUCGUCGCGAAGAAGAAGAAGCUACACGAAAAAUCCCUGAAAUUCGAAAUUACCACAGUUUCAUCAACAACCAGAGUUCGUUAAUCGCUGGCUGCUCCGGCUUCUCUCGCAACCUCUCUCCCUUCCAAUCUCCGGUGAUUGCGUCCUAUCGAACCAUUUCGACUUUUAAUUUCGCUAGUUCGAGUGAAAUCCUCGCCGAUUGGGUUUUGAAAUCUGCGGUUUCUAAUGUCUAUGCGUUACACAAUGUCGCUGAUGCUCUUGCUUCACUUCAACACUUGAUUGCUUUGCUUCAUUCUUUCACAUUUUCUCAAUGGUGGGUGUGUAUCAUUGUCACAUCAAUUUUGAUACGG
Molecule: messenger RNA, 461 nt
Organism: Thlaspi arvense
Lineage: Eukaryota; Viridiplantae; Streptophyta; Magnoliopsida; Brassicales; Brassicaceae
Source: the annotation of a GenBank genome assembly